This is a messenger RNA of Letharia columbiana, 1212 nucleotides long. RefSeq lists its product as uncharacterized. The transcript has a single exon. Gene Ontology annotation, cellular component: plasma membrane. NCBI's taxonomy places the organism in Eukaryota, Fungi, Ascomycota, Lecanoromycetes, Lecanorales, Parmeliaceae. Bases 1 to 1212 code for a protein of 403 amino acids. The record is from RefSeq and is a predicted model, not a curated record. Gene Ontology annotation, molecular function: oxidoreductase activity.
AUGAUCCAGGCAUACGUCCUAUUCGCUCUGGUGGUGGUCCAUGGUUUACUCUACGCAUCAUGGGUCGCGGCCUACAACCACGCCCGAAACCUAGCCCACUUACCUUCGGUCUUCCCAGUACUGAACCCCACAUAUUUGUAUCACGAGGUCUGGCCCGGCAAUACGUCCUCACUUGGUAUCUGGAGGGCGUCGCUCAUCUUCACUGGGUUCACGACUAGUUUGAUUAUGCUGGCUGUCUUCAUCACCACGUUCCCAGUCAUAAGGCGAAAGCAUUUCAAUGUCUUUUACUUUACACACUUGCUGAUGAUAAUAGCCGUCGUCGUCAUUUGCCUGCACGCGAGUACGAUGUUCUACUGCACAGCACCUGGAUUAGCCAUGUGGGUACUCGACUGGGGCAUGCGGAUCUAUGAGCUGAGUGGGAAGAUGGACAGUACUUUGGUAGCUGUUGGUAAAGGGUGGUUCUGUCUGAAUGUACCACUGCCACGGAAUCGACUCAAAGGUUGCGCAUGUCACUCUCCGCUUGCUCAUUUCCACAUACACCACACCGAAUCCUCCAUACGAGAAAUCCACCCUUUCACAACCAUUACGCACCUGGCCUCACAGAAGCUUUCUUCAUCGGACUCAGACAAGAACAUUAUGAUCCAAUUUCUCUUCCGCAAAAGUAAAGCAUCGAGUUACUCCACGUCCAUGACAGAACAAACUCCUGAAAGGCGUCUAAAGAGACAAUGGACGAACAAACUUGCCGACCUCGUUGAUGAAGUGACAGUAGACCUGUCGCCACCAUCGGAAAGGAUGGAAGAAUCAGAUCUCCAAAGACAGCGACUUUCCACCCAGUACCAAACCACUCUUCGGCUUGAAGGGCCAUACUUCACGCCUGCUAAUCCAGCAAGUUACGAUACUGUCAUCUGCCUCGUCGCUGGCACAGGCGUCACCGGAGCCAUCGCCAUCGCUGCAGCAUUCCGCCGACAGUCCACGAUAGAGGCCUUGGAGCCAGAAACAACCAUGUUUGGGCAUGAGAAGAUACGCGGCGCCCCGUUAGAGCGAAACUUUUCCAUUUCAAGCUUCUUGGCACCUUCAGGGGCGGCGAGCAUUUGGAAGCGAUGUGUGGUCGUGUGGAGUGUGCGGGAGGCUGAUUACAUCGAUCUCCCUUUCUGGCACGGUAAGCAAGGAUCCUCUGUCUUUGAUCCGAUUGACGAUCUGACUUUGCAGUAG